Malurus melanocephalus (red-backed fairy wren) is the source of this 1501-nucleotide messenger RNA. RefSeq names its product TEN1 subunit of CST complex (gene TEN1). Gene Ontology annotation, cellular component: CST complex. The transcript has 4 exons. The record is from RefSeq and is a predicted model, not a curated record. Gene Ontology annotation, molecular function: telomerase inhibitor activity; telomeric repeat DNA binding; single-stranded DNA binding. Lineage: Eukaryota; Metazoa; Chordata; Aves; Passeriformes; Maluridae. Bases 424 to 807 code for a protein of 127 amino acids. Gene Ontology annotation, biological process: negative regulation of telomere maintenance via telomerase.
CCUGCAGAAGGGCACAGUUACCAUUCCCACUGKGCCAACUGGAAACAAGAUGCCCAGAGACCACAGACCUUCUGUGUCCCCACUUUGGCACUGAAGUUACACAACACCAGCCUCUGACAAUCUCAGCCCAGGAGAAACUGGAAGUAGUUCAUCAGUCUCUCAUAACCACGGUCGUGCCGGGUGACAAACAGGUGACAUUUGUACUGUCGGGCAAGAGCGUGCUAGGGAAGGAAAAAGGAGGGGACAGCGCCCAKGAGAAAUGACCAUGGGAAAUCGCCUCUGACCCUCCGGAGGAAAAUGAAACAGAGAAGUAAAAGGACAUUGUUCUAUUAGGGCCACCCUAAAUCCUUUCUGGGAAGGGAAGAAGAGGGACGAACGCAGCUCCUGUUCCGCUUUAACCCUUGAGGCCAGCUGUUGUGUGAGAUGCUGCCGAGUGCUGGUGUUUAUUAUUUCCCGUGGGAGAUCAACAGCUCAGUCCCCGAGGGGAGGACACUGAGGACGUUUGGCAGGUUAUGCUGCUACGACCUGGCCCGAUCUGAAGCCAUUCUCACCACUCAGCACGACUCAGCUCAGUACCAAGUCUGUGUGGACACCAAGUUUGUGGAGCCAUUCCAAGCCCAAGUGGGAUCUUUCUACAUGGUCCUGGGAGAGACUGAACACAGGGAAGAAACCUCCAGUCCUGUGGUAAAAGCGCGAAUAUUGACCUGCGUGGAAGGGAUGAACGUGCCCUUGCUGGAACAAGCCAUACAGGAGCAGAGGAAAUACUUCAACGAGAGGGAGGAGCAGAGGGGAAACGGCACAUCCUGACAGCAGCUCUGAGACCAGCCACACGCUGGUCCUUGCACUGCCAUUUGCAACAAAUAUGUUAAAACUAAAUUAGGAGGUGGGUUUGCUGUGGCGAACAGCAAAGUCACUGAGCAGGGAAACACUUGAAGACUGUGAGUCAGUGUGUGGCUGUGGAUURUCCAUUCCUGCCCCAGGUGUCAUCACUGAAAAUAGCUCUGGGAAGCAGGUUUGUUGUUUGUUUGAAAGGGUGGUUGAGGAAAGGGAGCACUGGAGUUAUACUGGUCCUUUUGUAAUGCACGACCUGUAUAAAUCAGGAGAAGUAGUCUCUGAAUCUGGAGUUAAGCAGCUCAUCUUUGGCAGAUGAGGGUAAAGGGCAUUGGCACGAAGUUCAUUAGCCCUGCUUGGCUGCGGGCCCAUGAGUGUGUGUUGGGGUACCCUGACUCAGCUGCCACACAGGAACAUUCCUGGCAAAACACUCACGUGUCUGGGCUAACCAAAGAAACAAGAACAAAGAAUCUCUGUUUUCAGUAGCACCUGCCUCUUUGGGUAAGAACYAUCCAAGAGGAGGAUUAAUUCUAGCUCUAAGAUAAAUAUUUGCAGUACCCUGACAACCACCACCUGACUUUCUUCCUUGACACAAUUAAAUUUAAGAGACCUUAAAUCGCUGUUUUUGAAAUCUAAAGAUUUUGUYUGAACCUAAAUAAAGAUAAAAAAG